AUGCAAUACAAAUCAACCAUUUUGGCCGCCGCCGCCCUCGCCUCAUCCGCUUCCGCCGCGGUCACCGCGUCCGAGCCAUGGACCACACUGACCCCAACCGCGACUUUCAAGAGCGGUGCCACCUCCUACAGUGAGACCUUCGGCAUUGCCGUUGUCCCCGUGACCAGCUCCGUCUCGACGCUGUCGGCUGCGACGGCGUCGAAAACCGACCACGCCAAGAGAGACGCGAUCUCGCAGAUCGGCGACGGACAAAUCCAGGCUACCACCUCGGCCACCGCCACGCCAUCCAAGAAGAGCUCUGCCGCCGCCAUCUCCCAGAUUGGCGACGGUCAGAUCCAGGCUACUACUUCCACGGCCCCUGCCAAGAAGAGCUCCGCCGCCGCUAUUUCCCAGAUCGGUGACGGCCAGAUCCAGGCUACCACCUCGACCGCGCCAGCCAAGAAGAGCUCUGCCGCUGCCAUCUCGCAGAUCGGCGACGGCCAGAUCCAGGCCACUACUUCCACUGCUUCCGCCAAGAAGAGCUCCGCCGCCGCCAUCUCGCAGAUCGGCGACGGUCAGAUCCAGGCCACCACCUCCACCGCCUCUGCCAAGUCUUCUGCCGCCGCUAUUUCCCAAAUCGGCGACGGUCAAAUUCAGGCUACCACCACCACCUUGAAGCCAUCUUCCGCUGCCGCCAUCUCGCAGAUCGGCGACGGCCAGAUCCAGGCCACCUCCGCCAACUCUACCGUGAGCGCUGCUUCCCAGAUCUCGGACGGCCAGAUCCAGGCCUCGAGCACCUCUUCUAUUUCCCCAGCCUCUUCCUCUGACGCUUCCGAGUUCGUUUCCUCCGUCUCCUGCAAGACCGACGGCACUCUAGAGAUGACCCUGGAGGGCGGUAUCCUGAGGGACGGCAAGGGCAGAGUUGGCUCCAUUGUUGCCAACAGACAGUUCCAGUUCGACGGUCCUCCACCACAAGCCGGUGCCAUCUACGCUGCUGGCUGGUCUAUCACCCCAGAGGGUAACUUGGCCAUUGGUGAGCACGACACUUUCUACCAGUGCUUGUCCGGUAACUUCUACAACCUGUACGACGAGUCCAUUGGCGCUCAAUGCUCUCAAGUCCACUUGGAGGUCAUCGAGCUGAUCGACUGUUAA
Lachancea thermotolerans CBS 6340 is the source of this 1131-nucleotide messenger RNA. RefSeq names its product KLTH0F04994p. Gene Ontology annotation, cellular component: fungal-type cell wall. Gene Ontology annotation, molecular function: structural constituent of cell wall. Gene Ontology annotation, biological process: fungal-type cell wall organization. The record is from RefSeq and is a predicted model, not a curated record. Lineage: Eukaryota; Fungi; Ascomycota; Saccharomycetes; Saccharomycetales; Saccharomycetaceae. The transcript has a single exon. The coding region runs from base 1 to 1131 and encodes 376 amino acids.